Prorocentrum cordatum is the source of this 1458-nucleotide messenger RNA. Lineage: Eukaryota; Dinophyceae; Prorocentrales; Prorocentraceae. The record is from the annotation of a GenBank genome assembly.
CAGACUUCGUCUUCUUUUUGCCGGACUGUGUGUGUCCAUGUGCAAACGGAGACCCCCCCGACUCUUUGUCAUACCCAUUUCUAUGAGAGUGCAGUUGGGAGUUCAACUGCAGUUGGGAGUUCAACAUUUGGAAGUUCCGCAGUUGGUUUGACUUUGUGCCAGACCCAUUCUUAUGACAGUGCAGUUGGGAGUUCAACAGUUGGGAGUUCCGCUGCCGCCAGCGUGCAGGACGCCUGUGUACAAACUCAGCUCUCUUUAAUGGACGCCUGUGUGCAAACAGAGAAUCUUGUGUCUGGUAUGCACAACGGUGCGGAAGUGGACGCUUUCACGGAUUCCCCAAACGUUUCUUCAAUGGAUGCUGGCGUGCAAACUCAGUUCACUGGCAAGGACGCCUGUGUGCAAACUCAGUUCACUUCAAUGGAUGCUGGCGUGCACACUCAGUGGGUCUACUUCACUUGCAAGGACGCCUGUGUGCAAACUCAGUUCACUUCAAUGGAUGCUGGCGUGCACACUCAGUGGGUCUACGCCUUCAUGAGCUCUAUGCAAAGUCAGACGCCUGCGUGCAAGGAAGCUCUACGCCUUCGUGAGUCAGGUGGGAAAGAUGUGCAGGCAGUGGUCUCAUUUUCUUCUGACACGUAUGCAGCUCUUUCAUAUUCUUCAUCUUCUGAUGUGAAGGCAGGGGUCUCAUCUUCUUCCGAUGUGAAGGCCAAGGGGACUUCCACGUGCUCUCAGGCCACCAUUGCCGAUGUUAAGGCAUGGAUUGACGCUGCUGGCAGUAUCAACGAAUCGACUGCGAUCCAGUUUUUAAAGAAUGGUGUGGAUUUGUUUGCAGAACUUCUGACAGAAGGUGGGAUCCCUGCAAAGGCCAGGGCAAAUUAUGCUGUGCGGAAGCGCGGGACGUUCGAGAAUGUGCAAGCGACGUUGGAGGACCUUCUGGAAUUCUUUGAGAGGCACAGAUAUCUUACAGGGCAGAUGAACCGUGCCAAGGCUGCCAAGUUUCUACAGGAUUCCAAGUGCGACGAAUUCCGAAUCCAAUUCUAUGGACGUCCGAGGAACGAUACAACGUCGUCAUGUGGAAGUACUGCCUGCAAAGGCAAAGGCAAAGGCAAAGGUAAAGGCGCCGACAUAGGAGGUCAGGAGUUUGACGAAGUGUGUAGGUUCGGUAGGACGUUGACGGACUUUGAACGAAGGUGUAAAUCUCAGGUUUGGCCUCUGCGGUAUAUUUUCGUUGUCUUCGAGUGCUUCCUUUCAAUCCGAACUUAUUGUAUUGGAUUGUUGAUUGUGAGUUUUCUUGAACAUAAUAUAUGGAAAUCUCCUUAUUCAGUGCAUAGUCUGUGCAUUUGUUUGAGCUGUUAUAAUUCAGUGUGUGCAUGUUCAGUUCUUGGCCAGGUCUCCUGGCUCUAUUGUCGUAAUUUUUACUUUCGCCUAUUCAGUGUUCUCACUGUUGUAGGGUUCUGA